This is a messenger RNA of Asterias rubens (European starfish), 1836 nucleotides long. RefSeq names its product peptidyl-prolyl cis-trans isomerase NIMA-interacting 4-like. The record is from RefSeq and is a predicted model, not a curated record. The transcript is spliced from 4 exons. Bases 205 to 651 code for a protein of 148 amino acids. Gene Ontology annotation, molecular function: peptidyl-prolyl cis-trans isomerase activity; DNA binding. Gene Ontology annotation, biological process: rRNA processing. NCBI's taxonomy places the organism in Eukaryota, Metazoa, Echinodermata, Asteroidea, Forcipulatida, Asteriidae.
AGAGUUGUUAGUGCCAGAUUGCGAUAAGUCGACAUAGCUGAUUUGUCCAUUCUGUCUGGCAAAAUGAAAGAGCAACAGUGAUUGGCCGGUCGUUCAGGAUUCUCAUUCACCACGUUCACACAUGUGUAAACUUCCACACUACACUUGUUUCACUCUUGACUUUUAAGCUUUGUUGAGCCUUAAAAACACAAAGUUCUUGAUAUCAUGCCGAAGAAUAAGGCUGGAGGAGGGGGAGCCAAGGGUGGUGGAGCCAAAGGCGGUGGUGGUGCCAAAGGCGGAGCGAAAGGGGGCAAGGGAGGCAAAGGAGGAGCUUCUGCAGCAGAUGGAGACUCUGGUGACAAAGUGAAGAAAGGAGGAACUGCAGUCAAGGUGAGGCACAUACUGUGUGAGAAGCAUUCCAAGUCCAUGGAGGCUCUGGAGAAGCUACAGUCUGGAAUCCGAUUCAAUGUAGUGGCUGAACAGUACAGUGAAGACAAGGCCGGACAAGGGGGAAAUCUCGGUUGGAUGACACGGGGGUCGAUGGUUGGACCAUUUCAGGAUGCGGCCUUUGCGCUAGCUACGAGUACGACAGAUAAGCCUAUUUACACGAAUCCGCCGGUCAAGACGAAACAUGGAUAUCACAUAAUCAUGGUUGAGGGAAAGAAAUUAUAAUAGAAUGUUGACUAUAGUUCGUGAUGGAUCGAUUCAACGUGGUGUUUGUUUUUAGAGAAGAAAAAAAUGUAAAGCAGAAUCUUAAAGUGCAAUCACACAGCUGGGUUAUGCACCAAGCUUAUUAUGCACCCAAGGACACUGGGUUUCUUCACCCAAGGAAACUGGGUUUGUACACCCAGAGAAACUGGGUUAAUUCACCCAAGGAAACUGAGUUAAGUCUCCCAAGAACUGGGUUUCUUCACUCAAAGACACUGCCUGGGUUUCUUCCCAUAAAGGAAACUGGGUUUCUUCACCCAAUUCUUCCAAAGGACACUAGGUUUCUUCACCCUAGGACACUGGGUUUCUUCCCCCAAGGACACUGGUUUUCUUCCCAAGGACACUAGGUUUCUUCACAGGGACACUGGGUUUCUUCACGCAAGGACACUGGGUUUCUUCUUUAAGGACACUGGGGGGUUUUUCACCCAAGGAUCCCAAGGUUUCUUCACCCAAAGACACUGGGUUUCUUCAAAAAGACACUGGGUUUUUUCACCCAAGGAAACUGGGUUUCCUCCCAAGGCAAUGGGUUUCUUCACCCAAAGACACUGGGUUUCUUCCAAAAGACACUGGGUUUCGUCACCCAAGGAAGCUGGGUUUUUUCCCCGAAGGACACCUGUUUUUUCAUCCAAGGAAAAUGAGUUUCUUUACCUAAGGAAACUGGGUUUCUUCACCCAAGGACACUGGGUUUCGUCACCCAAGGACACUGGGUUUCAUCUACCAAACAAGGUACUCAUGGCGCUUUCAAAAUCACAUCUCCUGAAUUUUUGAGCCUUGAUAUGAGUAUAUAGUGUUAACCUUAUCCAGCUGUAUAUGGAUUUCACAUGACGUCAAUGAUUGUCACAUUUAAUUAAAAAAACAGCCAAUCAUAGCCUUUCACGCAUGCAAGUUUCAUUAACCCUGGCGGCCAAUGAAAGGGGUCUAUACUAGGAUGGUGCAGAAUUGACGUCACAGGCGUAAGAAAUAAAAGGGGAGAAUAAAGUGGCCACUUAUAUUUAGUUAGCUUUUAAUGAACUACCACGGUUAGUACUCUAUUCGCCUAAUACACACUCUGUACAUUUUUAUAUUAAUCUACAUUGUGUUGAGGCUCUUAAACACCAAAAUAGAACACAGGUUUUAGUAAUAAUAAUAAAAUCCAAAUUAUGGAACUCA